Messenger RNA from Lathyrus sativus (Indian pea), 426 nucleotides. NCBI's taxonomy places the organism in Eukaryota, Viridiplantae, Streptophyta, Magnoliopsida, Fabales, Fabaceae. The record is from the annotation of a GenBank genome assembly.
AUGGAUCCAAAUGCUGAAUGGGAUAAAAUCUGGAAUGAAGUCGUAGAUGAUUGCCUUAACGACAACACUGAGGAAGAUGUGAUAAGGUUGGUACGAGAGGUGCAACAACAAGCCAACAAUACAAGUAAGCAUAGAAAAAGAAGAACGGUGAUAGAUCGAAGUCGUGAAGAAGGGCAUCAUCGAUUGUUCAAUGACUACUUCUCUGAAAAUCCUGUAUACACGGAGGCUCAAUUCAGACGAAGGUUCCGUAUGCGAAGACAUGUGUUCCUUCGCAUUGUUGAAACUCUUGGAAAUCAUGAUGAGUACUUUCAAAGAAGGAUUGAUGUAGUGGGUAGAAUGGGCCUUUCACCAUUGCAGAAGUGCACAACUGCUCUUCGUAUUCUAGCAUAUGGAUCACCAGCUGACAGUGUGGAUGACUAUGUUUGA